GUAAGCGCGCUGCUGCUGCGCAGAAACCCCCAGGCUCUAAAUUCUAUCUACAGUCUCCUUCCUUCUGCCUCCUGUUGGCUUCUUCACUUGUCUGGUUAUUUUCCAGCUUCAGCAGCAACAAACAUGUCGACCAGGGUUGCCGUGGUGACGGGCAGCAACAAGGGCAUCGGAUUGGCCAUCGUCCGAGCUCUGUGCAGGCUGUUCCAAGGAGACGUUUACCUGACGGCCAGAGACCUUGGUCGGGGUGAGGAGGCCAUAAAGUCUUUGUCCUCAGAAGGACUGAAUCCUAAGUUUCACCAGCUGGAUGUCAAUGACUUGAACAGCAUCAGAGCCACAGCCGAAUAUUUCAAAGAGAAGUACGGAGGAGUCGACGUCCUCAUCAAUAACGCUGGAGUGGCAUUCAAGGAUUCAGAUCCGUCUCCUUUCGCCGUCCAGGCCGAAGUGACCCUGAAGACAAACUUCUUCGCUGCCAGAGACAUGCUGCCUCACUUCCUGCCGCUAAUCAGACCUGGAGGUCGGGUGGUGAACGUGUCCAGCUCUCUCGGCUCCAACGCUUUGAAGAAAUGCAGCUCGGAUCUGCAGCAGCGUCUCCGUGGCGACGACAUCACCGAGGACGAGCUGGCCGGUCUGAUGCAGAGGUUCGUGGACGAGGCCGAGAAGGGCGAACACAAGCAGGGAGGCUGGCCGGAUACAGUGUACGGAGUCUCCAAGAUGGGACUGACGGUUCUAACUGUGAUUCAGGCUCGUCGUCUGUCCAAGGAGCGACCGAAUGACGGGAUUUUGGUGAACGCCUGCUGCCCAGGGUGGGUCCGCACUGACAUGGCGGGUGACAAAGCCCCUAAGUCACCAGAUGAGGGCGCCAUCACUCCGGUGUAUCUGGCCCUGCUGCCUCCUGGAGCCACAGAGCCUCAUGGGAAGUUUGUUUCUGACAAAGAGGUUCAGCCAUGGUGAAAAUAUUCAGGAAAAAUCUCAUAUAAAGCAGCUAAUUACCAAAUAUAUGUUAAAAAAUCCUGUGAAAUAGACUAAAACCAGCUGCAUCCAUCAUUUCAGAAACUAUUACAAUCAUAAAAUAGUUUCUAAGAAUUGAAACACAUUUAACAUGUAACAAAAUAAUUCCAGAGAAUACUGUGUUUGUCUGCAGAUUGUAUACAACAAUAAUUACACUUCAGUCUUUUAAAAUACAAUUCUCUCACUUUGCCUUAAACAUUUUUCUAAAAAUAUGUAUUACUGCCUUAAUUGCAUGAAAUAUUCUGAAAGUAAAACGCUUUUCUGCUACUUGUUCAACAAGAAAAAGGUCAAAAACUAAAAUUGGUCAAGAACAAGCUCGAACUUUGUGGAAGGUCAAAAGCAAAAACAUGAAAUUUAAUCAUAAAACACAGAAAAGAUGUGUUUUUCUAAUUAAAUUCAGUUGCCUAAAGUUACAAAAACAGUUUAAAUCUAAUUUAUUAUAAACUUUGGAUUAAACUAACACUGUUAUGUAGGUGUGUUGGUGAUAAAUGCAGAGUUUUAUAUGUGAAACUGCAAUAAAAGUACUCCAAAUAAAAGAAUUACACUUUUAACAACACACUCAAAAUGGAGAAAUAUAGAAACUGCACUUAUUUGCCUUAGUUUUUUACUGUGUAUUGUGCCAGAUAUGACCACUAUAACCUAUAUUUACCAGCGUAUAUGACAUUUGUGAUAUUAAUAUUGAUGUAUUUUGCUGUUCUGUUCUUGAUGUAUACAAAAAAUGAGCUCAAUAAACUGGUUUGAAGUCUGAAUAA
Messenger RNA from Amphiprion ocellaris (clown anemonefish), 1760 nucleotides. Its product is annotated as carbonyl reductase [NADPH] 1-like. NCBI's taxonomy places the organism in Eukaryota, Metazoa, Chordata, Actinopteri, Pomacentridae. Bases 124 to 951 code for a protein of 275 amino acids. The transcript is spliced from 7 exons. The record is from RefSeq and is a predicted model, not a curated record. Gene Ontology annotation, molecular function: carbonyl reductase (NADPH) activity.